Clunio marinus is the source of this 198-nucleotide messenger RNA. Lineage: Eukaryota; Metazoa; Arthropoda; Insecta; Diptera; Chironomidae. The record is from the annotation of a GenBank genome assembly.
AUGAAUCAUGAUUGUUAUGUUUCUACCAAUGAACUCGUCUACACAAGAAAAGCCUUCGCCUUUAAAGUGUUACAGGGAAUUCAACUUGAAUUCUUGAAGAGUUCUGGAGACUCUCAAAGGCGUAAAAAGAUCUCCUUGUUUUCAUAUAUUGCCGUUAAAAGAUUAGCAAAUGCUUCAAAUUGCUUGUUGAAUGAAUGA